Trachymyrmex septentrionalis is the source of this 1488-nucleotide messenger RNA. Its product is annotated as APOBEC1 complementation factor-like. The record is from RefSeq and is a predicted model, not a curated record. Gene Ontology annotation, molecular function: mRNA binding. The coding region runs from base 1 to 1401 and encodes 466 amino acids. Gene Ontology annotation, cellular component: nucleus. The transcript is spliced from 6 exons. NCBI's taxonomy places the organism in Eukaryota, Metazoa, Arthropoda, Insecta, Hymenoptera, Formicidae.
AUGAGCGACCACGACGAUACGGAUCUCGCCGGUGAGUGCCAACGCACCAUGCGACUCCUGGAGAUGCAGCGUCGCACGCAUUACGACCUCGUGCAGGAGAACGGCCAGCGACGGUUGACGGCACCGGAAAUAGCGCGGGGUGAACGGCAACGUGGCAAGGGCGCGGAGGUGUUCCUGGGCCGUUUGCCGCGCGACUGCUACGAGGACGAGCUGAUGCCGUUGCUGGAGCAGGUGGGCCGGCUCCUGGAGUUGCGACUGAUGCUCGAUUUUUCCGGGUCAACGCGCGGCUACGCAUUCGCGUUGUUCGAGGACCCGCGGGUUGCCCGGGUAGCGUGCGAGAGUCUCGACGGCUACGAGAUCCGGCCGGGCCAUCGCAUCGGCGUGGUCAAGUCCAUGGACAACUGCCGGCUCUUCUUCGGCGGCGUACCCAAGACUAAGACCAAGCUCGAAUUCAUGGAGGAGCUGACCAAGAUACUGGACGGCAUCACGGACGUCUACGUUUACCCGAGUGCUCAGGAUCGCAAUCUAAAUCGCGGUUUCAUCUUCGUCGAAUUCAAAGAUCAUCGGGCAGCCGCGAUGGCCAGGCGCAAGCUUAUACCCGGCAAAGUGAUGUUGUGGGAUCACGAGAUCGCGGUGGAUUGGGCGGAUCCGGAGCCGGGCGAUCCGAUCGAUGAAGACAUCAUGGAAACGGUAACGGCUCUGUUCGUAAGGAACCUCGCCCUUGAUAUGUCGCAACAAAAGGUGAGAGAGAUUCUCUACAGGUACACGAAUGUACCCAUAUUGAAGCUAAAGAAGAUCAAUCACUUCGCUUUUGUUCACUAUGAGAAUCGCGAAGCCGCAAAGACUGUAAUGGACAUAAUGGAAAAACCUGAUAGCAUCGUUGAAAAGCAGGGUUGGGAAAUCCGUUGGGCGAAACCUAUUGGAGCGUCCAAGAUCCUGGAAAGAGCACGAUAUAUUCGCGAGGCGGUAACCAACUCGAGAGUCCAAAAAACCGAAAAGCCGCAUUCAAAAGAACGAAAGAAGCGCCCCAGCAAAACGCUCAUGAAAACACACGAAGAUAAGAGCGUAUACCUGGCACAGAUGAAGACCCUGCAAAGCUUCGUCAAGGACAGAUUCGAUGCUACGUGCAUCUUUGACUGCAUACAAAUACUGGAUGCUUCUGAAUAUAUUGGCAGAAUAAUUGUUCGUAAAGAUGAGUUAAUAAUGUGCGAAUUUCAAGGGGAGCCAGUGGCAUCGAAACAUAAAGCUAUGAGCGAGGCAUCUAUUAAAGUGUACCAAUAUUUGACCAGUAUGUUCCCGAAUAAUGCGCCGCAGUUAUUCGAACAACAUUAUAUUGUAUCAGGAAUGGACAUUAACCCUGUGAUUGGUACGCCGAUUGUUUGGCAUUCAGUUCAAAAUUAGAUUAGUUACUAUUACUUUGUUUUCAGUUUUACUUUUUAAUUGUUAUAUACACACGUGAAAGCUACUGACGCAUUGCAAAAAGAGGUC